CACAAGCAAAGGUUGCUAUGUGGUUCCACUUGAUGAUAGCUCAGUUGGAUGGGGACGCUAGAGGAGAAGCAGGCACCAGAGCCCAAGGUGGAUACAGCUUCACUCUUCCAGAUGGCCAGCAGGUCCAUCUUUCUUACACCGCUGAUGAAAAUGGAUUCGUUGCCCAAGGGUCUCACAUCCCCACCCCACCACCAAUCCCAGAAGAAAUCAGGAAGGCCAUUGCUCAGAACUUAGCUGAUGAAGCUAGAGGACUAGUAGAUGAUGGAUCUUAUAGGGAAAGCCAAUAUGGUGGAAGUGAAUACAGAAGCGAACCAUACAGAUCUGCCCUUAACACAGCUUCUGGAGGAUAUAGGUAUUGAAGUCGACAAGAAACUUUAGGAACUAUGAGAAGAAAUUGCAUUAUACAAAUUCAUAAUAUGUACAUACAGUGACAUUGCAAAUAAAGAUAUGUCUUUACUAAUA
Acanthoscelides obtectus is the source of this 462-nucleotide messenger RNA. The record is from the annotation of a GenBank genome assembly. Lineage: Eukaryota; Metazoa; Arthropoda; Insecta; Coleoptera; Chrysomelidae.